CUGUCACUGGCUUCUCGGGCUCCCGGGAAGCAGUGAGUUUCCGUAAGGAGGCGGCGGCAGUAGCUGCGGCCAGGCGGGUCUGCAGUCUGUGCCUGGAGUCACCACUGCUCACAGCGAAAGGGAUGCCUUUUCUCCGUUUGCACAAAAUGAGCGUGAGGUGGUUAGCCAGACCAGGAGCUCAGCCUCACUCAGGGUCCAGCCUACUGCUCUGAUGCCCAAGGGGAGGCAGAAAGUGCCACACUCAGAUGCCCCCCUGGGCCCCAGGCCCACUUGCCUCUGCCUGGAGCUAGCCGGGCUCUUCCUGCUGCUUCCCUGGGUGAUGGGCCUGGUGGGGGCAGGUGGGCCUGGGGCCCAGGGUCCGGAGGGGCUGAGCUGGGCCGUGCGUGUGGACAGCCCAGAAGGCGAAAGGGAAGAACAGUCGCUGGAGCAGCGGGCAGAUGCCCUGGCCCAGGCGGCAGGGCUGGUGAAUGCAGGACGCAUCGGGGAGCUCCAGGGGCACUACCUCUUGGUCCAGCCGGCAGGGCACCGGCAGGCCCCGCAGGUGGAGGCCGUCCGGCAGCAGGUGGAGGCCGUGUUGGCCAGGCACGAAGCUGUGCGCUGGCACUCAGAGCAGAGGCUGCUCAAGCGGACCAAGCGCAGCGUCCACUUCAAUGACCCCAAGUACCCGCAGCAGUGGCACCUGAAUAACCGGCGGAGCCCCGGCAGGGACAUCAACGUGACGGGUGUAUGGGAGCGCAAUGUAACCGGCCAAGGGGUGACCGUGGUGGUCGUGGACGACGGUGUGGAGCACACCAUCCAGGACAUCGCACCCAACUAUAGCCCUGAGGGCAGCUAUGACCUCAACUCUAACGACCCUGACCCCAUGCCCCACCCAGAUGUGGAGAAUGGCAACCAUCAUGGCACGAGGUGUGCAGGAGAGAUCGCUGCCGUGCCCAACAACAGCUUCUGUGCUGUGGGAGUGGCGUAUGGGAGCCGCAUAGCAGGCAUCCGGGUACUGGAUGGACCCCUGACAGACAGCAUGGAGGCUGUGGCGUUCAACAAGCACUAUCAGAUCAAUGACAUCUACAGUUGCAGCUGGGGACCAGAUGACGAUGGAAAGACGGUGGACGGUCCCCAUCAGCUUGGGAAGGCUGCCCUGCAACACGGGGUGAUCGCUGGCCGCCAGGGCUUUGGGAGCAUCUUCGUGGUAGCCAGUGGCAAUGGGGGCCAGCACAACGACAACUGCAACUACGAUGGCUACGCCAACUCCAUCUAUACGGUCACCAUAGGUGCUGUGGACGAGGAGGGACGGAUGCCUUUCUACGCAGAGGAGUGUGCCUCCAUGCUGGCAGUCACCUUCAGCGGUGGGGACAAGAUGCUCCGGAGCAUCGUGACCACAGACUGGGACCUUCAGAAGGGCACAGGCUGCACCGAGGGCCACACGGGGACCUCAGCCGCGGCCCCUCUGGCAGCCGGCAUGAUAGCCCUGAUGCUCCAGGUGCGGCCCUGCCUCACGUGGCGUGACGUCCAGCACAUCAUCGUCUUCACAGCCACCCAGUAUGAGGAUCGCCGCGCGGAUUGGAUCACCAACGAGGCCGGCUUUAGCCACAGCCACCAGCACGGAUUCGGCCUGCUCAAUGCUUGGAGACUUGUGAACGCAGCCAAGAUCUGGACGUCUGUCCCUUACUUAGCUUCCUACGUCAGCCCCGUGUUGAAAGAGAACAAGGCUAUCCCACUGUCCGCCCGCCCCCUGGAGGUCCUGUGGAAUGUCAGCAGGAUGGACCUGGAGAUGUCGGGGCUGAAGACCCUGGAGCACGUGGCCGUGACAGUCUCCAUCACUCAUCCACGACGUGGCAGCUUGGAACUGAAGCUGUUUUGCCCCAGUGGCAUGAUGUCUCUUAUUGGCACCCCCCGCAGCUUGGACUCGGACUCCAAUGGCUUCAAUGAUUGGACCUUCUCCACUGUGCGGUGCUGGGGGGAAAGAGCGAAAGGGACCUACAGGCUCGUCGUCAGGGAUGUAGGAGAUGAGAUGUCCCAGGCCGGCAUCCUCCGGCAAUGGCAGCUGACCCUAUAUGGCUCUGUGUGGAGUCCAGUAGACAUCAGGGACAGACAAAGGUUACUAGAAAGUGCCAUGAGUGGGAAAUACCUGCACGAUGGCUUCACGCUGCCCUGCCCUCCCGGGCUGAAAAUCCCAGAGGAAGAUGGUUAUACCAUCACCCCGAACACCCUCAAGACCCUGGUGCUGAUAGGCUGUUUCGCCGUCUUCUGGACCAUUUACUACAUGCUGGAAGUAUACUUGAGCCAGAGGAAUGUGGCCUCUCACCCAGUUUGUAGGAGUGGACCCUGCCACCGGCCCCAGCGAAGCCGAACAGCCAAGGAGGAGGGGACAGAACUGGAAUCAGUGCCCCUUUGCAGCAGCCAGGAUCCAGGUGGAGUGGGGAUGGAGAGCGAGGGCCCUCCCGCCACCUCCGGGCUCCACGCCCCAGACCUGCUGGAUCAAGGGGACUGGAGCCUGUCCCAGAGCAGGAGUGCCCUGGACUGCCCUCAGCACCUGCCCCCAGACCUGCUGCAGGGGAAGGAGGCGCAGAUUUGCUGACCUUGGGCCUGAUAGCCAACGUGGGAGAGGCUCUAACUUCCUAAGACUGGGGA
Lipotes vexillifer (Yangtze River dolphin) is the source of this 2628-nucleotide messenger RNA. It is a transcript of the gene PCSK7, whose product is annotated as proprotein convertase subtilisin/kexin type 7. The record is from RefSeq and is a predicted model, not a curated record. Gene Ontology annotation, cellular component: trans-Golgi network; Golgi membrane. The transcript has 17 exons. Gene Ontology annotation, biological process: protein processing. The coding region runs from base 212 to 2575 and encodes 787 amino acids. Gene Ontology annotation, molecular function: serine-type endopeptidase activity. Lineage: Eukaryota; Metazoa; Chordata; Mammalia; Artiodactyla; Lipotidae.